AUGAAGUUUGCUGGUACUUCAAAAUUGGAGUUAGCAAAGCAUCGUGAGGUUGCGGUCUUCGUCCAGUUCGGUUCUGGUCUGGGCCAGGCUACGCAACACCAGCGUUUAAGGCGGUAUAUUCUCACUGAGCUUCUAAAGCAGAAUACGGUCUUAUGCCUUGACUGA
Messenger RNA from Perkinsus marinus ATCC 50983, 165 nucleotides. RefSeq lists its product as hypothetical. Gene Ontology annotation, biological process: proton motive force-driven ATP synthesis. Lineage: Eukaryota; Perkinsozoa; Perkinsida; Perkinsidae. Bases 1 to 165 code for a protein of 54 amino acids. The record is from RefSeq and is a predicted model, not a curated record. The transcript is spliced from 2 exons.